AUGACAGUUCAAUCUUAUUUUGAAGGAACACAACUACUUAGUGAUAUAAAAUUUGAUCAAGGUUUUGACGUUAUUCCUGCUUGUCUGUCGGAUCCAACUGAGUGUUCUGCUGGACCUCACUAUCGUUUAUUCAAUCCAUUUUCUACGGUAUCGAAUAGUAGCGCCUCCUGGGAAAUUGUUCAAUGGGCUAGCCGUUCGAAUUUAUCUUCCCAAGGUACUUUUAUGAAUGAUUCAAUCAGUAAAGGUAUGCAAUGGGCAACAAGUGAUAAAAGUGUGAUACUCUUUCAAGACGGUCGAAUACAGUUAGCAAUGAAUGCUUAUCAUGAAUAUGGUGGUCAAUACAAAGCACCCAAUGCUCCUUGGGUGCAUCUUCUAAUGCAGCAAACAAUUGGACGCACUCAUCAUUCGUUACCAUUAAGUGAGGUGACUGAAUUACAUUGGGAUCUGGAUGUUCAUCUUCUAUACAUGGAUCAACAUAUUCAAUCUGGCUAUAACUCAAACUUACAUGCUGCCAUCUUUCCACUCUAUAUGACUAUUCAAAAUUUGGUAGAUGACGAUCCUGACUAUGGCAAAUAUUUUUGGUUAGGUAUUGGUGUGUAUGAUGAUCGAGUCCCUAUGACUAGUUUAUAUGUUAAUGGUGAUCCAGGCACUGGUUCCUUAAUCUAUUCGCCUGCGUUUUCUAAUUUUGCAACUACAUCUGUACAAUCAGGCUCUAUAGUGCAUGUCGCUGGUGAUAUGAUGCCAUUUGUUCGAUUAGGUCUUCAAGCAGCCGUACAACGUGGUUUCUUACGUUCGAAUGAUCUUAGUCGAUAUUUUGUUGGUGGAAUGAAUGUUGGUUGGGAAAUAACUGGAUUGAAUAUUGGAACGAUUGAAUUAGCCAAUGUUAGUCUCACACAAUAUACUGCUCAAAAUCCAAGAUCCUACGAAUUUAAUUUUGACAGAAACAAUGAAGGAUGGACCAUAGUGUCCUAUGUAGAGCAAUUUGCCAAUAGUCCUCAAAAUGGCCAGUGGAUGUUGAGACCUAAGGGUAGUGAUCCUCAAAUUUUAAGUCCUCCUCUUAUGCUUGACACAACAGUAGUGAAAAAGUUAAUUAUUAGAAUAAGCAAUGGCAAAAAAUCUGAGGAACAGUUACAAGUAUUCUGGAAUACAAAUAAUAUUGCGAAUUCUUUCUCAGAAUCAGCUAGUUUUUCGAUUAACAUAAAACCUGAUGAUAGUUGGCACGAGUAUACAUUAGAUUUAUCAUCAAAUACAAAUUGGUAUGGUAUUGUACGUCGUCUUCGAAUAGAUCCCGUACGUUCUGGCAAUGGAGAUCAUUUUGGCAUUGAUUACAUACGAUUUGCUUCUUGA
Rotaria socialis is the source of this 1347-nucleotide messenger RNA. NCBI's taxonomy places the organism in Eukaryota, Metazoa, Rotifera, Eurotatoria, Philodinida, Philodinidae. The record is from the annotation of a GenBank genome assembly.